UUGUCCCUCCUAAUAAUAUUAUCCUUGUUGUUCUUGGUGUGAUGGCCACAAAUGUUUUCGAAGAAGGAAAAAUCCAUUGGCAGAAUGUGAAUGUUGAUUCAUCCCCAAAACCGUUGCUACUUUUAUCUCCAACCGUACCAGGAACAUACCCUGUGAUAUUGUUCUGUCAUGGCUUCUGCCUUCAAAACACCUGCUACUCUAAGCUCCUAGGUCUCAUUGCUUCACAUGGUUUCAUACUUGUUGCUCCUCAGCUGUUUUCAGCAGGCAUACCUACGUUGGGGCCCAGCGAAGUAAAAUGGGCUGGGAGUAUUGUGGAUUGGAUAGCUGAGGGCCUUCAACCUUUGCUUCCUGAAAGCGUGGAAGCCCAAUUGGAUAGCCUGGUUCUAGCGGGCCAUAGCAGAGGUGGAAAAACUGCUUUUGCCGUGGCACUUGGUUAUGUCCAAACAAAGCUCAAGUUUUCAGUGCUCAUAGGCAUAGACCCUGUGGCAGGCCUAAGCAAAUGCAAAAUCUGUCAAACACUUCCUCAUAUCCUCACAUAUGAGCCCAGGUCCUUUAAUUUGGGGAUACCAGUUUUGGUGAUUGGAACUGGGCUAGGCCCAGAGCCCAAUAGCUUUACAAUGAUGGCAUGUGCACCUGAUGGUGUGAACCAUGAGGAGUUCUACAGAGAGUGCAGGCCACCUUGUGCACAUUUUGUUGCCAAAGAAUAUGGUCACAUGGACAUGUUGGAUGAUGAUAUUCCUUGGAUCAUUGAUGGAGUGAUAUCAAAGUGUUUGUGUAAGAAUGGUGUGCACCCCAGGGAGUUGAUGAGGAAGACAGUGGCUGGAUUGGUUGUUGCAUUCUUGCGGGCCUAUUUAAAGGCCCAGUUUGAGGAUCUGGAAAUUAUUUUGAAGGAUCCGGGUCUUGCGCCAUAA
Messenger RNA from Arachis duranensis, 911 nucleotides. RefSeq names its product chlorophyllase-1. The transcript has 2 exons. NCBI's taxonomy places the organism in Eukaryota, Viridiplantae, Streptophyta, Magnoliopsida, Fabales, Fabaceae. The record is from RefSeq and is a predicted model, not a curated record. Gene Ontology annotation, biological process: chlorophyll catabolic process. Gene Ontology annotation, molecular function: chlorophyllase activity. Bases 42 to 911 code for a protein of 289 amino acids.